AUGCCGGCCACCGGUAGCGAAACUACGCCGAGCGUUAUGGACGAGCCAGCUACGUACAGCGAUGCUGUGGCGUCUUCUUCGGACGAAGAAUGUACGGCGAUCAGUGCGAAAGCGUUCGACAGCACUCACCCGACGACGGCGACGUUCCAAAGCUACGCCACCGAGAAGGACCACGGGGAAUUCUUCCGGGAUUGCUUGGAGUUGCUGGUGAAAAGCGCGGUGUUCGAAGCGACCAAGAGGGACCGAAAAGUGCUCGAUUUCCAGAACCCGCAGGUGCUGCCGUCGAAGUUCGAUUUCGAAUUGCGCGACGCGCCUUCCACCCACAAGGAUUUGAUUAGAAUCCUGAAAGACACCGUCCAGUAUUCGGUGAAGACGGGUCACCCGUACUUUGUUAAUCAGCUGUUUUCGUCGGUGGAUCCCUACGGGCUCGUCGGGCAAUGGCUGACCGACGCGUUGAAUUCCAGCGUGUACACGUACGAAGUGUCGCCGGUUUUCUCUAUCAUGGAGGAAAUUGUGCUGAGGGAAAUGAGAAAAAUCGUCGGCUACAAGAACGGCGACGGCGAUGGUAUUUUUUGCCCUGGUGGAUCGAUUGCUAAUGGAUAUGCUAUAAGUUGUGCCAGGCAUAAAUUUUUCCCGGAGAUAAAGACAAAAGGCAACAGUUGCGUGGGAAGAUUGGUAAUCUUCUCUUCAGAUCAAAGUCACUACUCCAUCACAAAAUUAGCCUCUUUCGUCGGAAUUGGAUCUGAUAACGUCUACGCGAUUAAAUCCAACCGCAAAGGGAAAAUGGAUGCCCAGCACUUGCGCCAGGAAAUACAAAGGGCUCUAUCCGAAUCGGCAGUACCUUUUAUGGUUUGCGCCACAGCGGGUACCACAGUAUUCGGAGCCUUCGAUCCCAUAGAUGAGAUAGCAGACAUCUGCAAAGAAUAUAAUCUAUGGUUGCACGUGGACGCUGCUUGGGGCGGUGGUGCCCUAAUGUCUAGGAAGUACAGGCACUUAAUGAAGAGCAUCGAAAGAUCAGAUUCAGUUACUUGGAAUCCGCACAAGUUAUUAUCAGCUCCACAGCAAUGCUCAACCCUCUUAAUACGCCACACCGGAAUAUUAAGUGAAGCUCACGGUACUCAAGCGGCGUAUCUCUUCCAAAAAGAUAAAUUUUACGACACAUCUUACGACACAGGUGACAAGCAUAUACAGUGCGGCCGAAGAGCGGACGUGUUUAAAUUUUGGUUCAUGUGGAAAGCCAAGGGGACCACAGGCCUCGAGAAGCACAUCGACAAAGUGUUCGAAAACUCCAAGUAUUUCCUCGAGCUGGUGAAAAACCGGACGGGAUUCGAAUUGUUAUUAGAAGAACCGGAGUGCACGAACGUUUGCUUUUGGUACAUCCCGCCCAGCUUGAGGAAACUGAGCAAGUCGUUGCCCGAGUACAACGAGAAGUUGCACAAAGUGGCGCCGAAGAUAAAGGAGCGGAUGAUGAAGGCGGGAAAUAUGAUGAUCACGUAUCAGGCUCAAAAAGAUUAUCCUAAUUUUUUCAGGAUCGUAUUCCAAAGUUCCGGCUUGGAGAAAUCCGAUAUGCGCUACUUCGUCGAGCAAAUCGAAAAGAUGGGACAAGAUUUGUAA
This is a messenger RNA of Phyllotreta striolata, 1614 nucleotides long. NCBI's taxonomy places the organism in Eukaryota, Metazoa, Arthropoda, Insecta, Coleoptera, Chrysomelidae. The record is from the annotation of a GenBank genome assembly.